AUGGUCUUCUUCCUCAUUUCCAAAACGGCAAUCCAGUGCCUUGCUACCGUUUACCUCCAGAACUGCUCAAACAAGCCACAGUUUGAGAAGAAGAUGUCUGAUUACUUUCACGGCCAGAAAGGCACUGACAUGAUUUCUCACAAGAACGAUUUUGUGCAAGGACAGGGCAUCUAUGCCUCUCUUUGGGAAGUUGAUGAGAACCUGGGUGGCAAAUUCGUUCUGAGUUCAAUGUAUCAUCGCUUCAAUCAGAAGAUGGUACGAGGCCAGGGAAUCACCACACGAGUCCUUGAGGUCAAGAAGGUCAGGAAAGACCACGAUCCCAAUACUGAUACCACAUGUUAG
Cylindrotheca closterium is the source of this 342-nucleotide messenger RNA. The record is from the annotation of a GenBank genome assembly. NCBI's taxonomy places the organism in Eukaryota, Bacillariophyta, Bacillariophyceae, Bacillariales, Bacillariaceae.